Annulohypoxylon maeteangense is the source of this 636-nucleotide messenger RNA. RefSeq lists its product as uncharacterized. The coding region runs from base 76 to 480 and encodes 134 amino acids. The transcript has 3 exons. The record is from RefSeq and is a predicted model, not a curated record. NCBI's taxonomy places the organism in Eukaryota, Fungi, Ascomycota, Sordariomycetes, Xylariales, Hypoxylaceae.
CGUUUCGUGCUUAUAACCCCAAUCCAUCACCCCAUCCCCAACUCCCAACCCGCAACUUCCACCACAACAACCAUCAUGCCUAGCGAGAGCACACCCUUAUUAGUAAGCCUACCAUCAAAUUCAACAACCCGAAAACGAAGCGCCAUGUUCUGGACCCUCGGCUGCAUCUACGGCGCCACCGCCGUCUGCUUCGGAGCCUUCGGCGCCCACGGUCUGAAGAAGACCAUCUCGGACCCGGCGCGGAUCGCCAACUUCGCCACCGCCGCCCACUACCAGCUAAUCCACUCCGUGGCCCUCCUCGUCGCCGCACAGAACCAGAACCCGAUUUCAGGGGUGCUGUUCACGACCGGCAUGACCAUGUUCAGCGGCAGCCUGUACGCGCUCGUGCUAGAUCCCGCGCGCUUCCGGUUCCUCGGGCCUGUUACGCCUCUCGGUGGGCUGUGCUUGAUCGCCGGUUGGGCCGCUCUCGCUUUCAAAUGAGCGUGUAGAGCUACUGCUAAAGUGUACCUAUACUUUGUUAUGCUACCCGGUCUCGGGGUUGAGGAGCAUUGGAAUGGAUCCAUGAAGUUUAUAUGUAGUCGUUUACGUAGCCUUAUAGUGUUAGACCAAAUCACCAAUCAAUAAAAAAACCAAGUC